AUAGAAACAGAAAAACAACAGUCACACACACACAAGCAGAUACUCUCACUCACACAAACAUACACACACGCCUCCGACUUCGUCUGUCUGUGUGUCCAACAGUUGGUUACUUAGCUGCCAUAACAACCAAAACAAAAUAACAAUGGAUCGUAUAAACCCAAACAUCGCGUGGAAGUUUUAAUGUCUAUUUGUUAUCAUCAAUCAAUCAAAUCCUGCCUGUAAAAAAGAAAAGAAUCGCUUCUUUAUAUAUCGAAUCGUUUGGAUGAAAAAAAUCGUGACAACCCUAAGAAACUCACCAAAAUUUUUCACUGGGACAUUUAAUAUUUGAUAGCCCGAAGAAAUGUUAUUGAAAUAUUUCAAGAAUAUUCUAGCCCCUCAGGAUGGUGCAGCAAAGAUCUGCGCUGUGUGCUGGUCGGCGAACAAUGUAAAAUGUGCUGUGUGCACCUCGGACCGUGUCGUUCUGCUGUACGACGAAGCCGGAGAGAAACGAGAUAAAUUUUCCUUGAAGCCUGCAGAUCCAAAGUUUGGCAAGACCAGCUACACAGUGAAAGGUCUCUGCUUCUCGCCAGACUCCACAAAGAUCGCCAUCGGACAAACGGACAACAUCAUCUACGUUUACAAAAUUGGAACUCAGUGGGGAGAUAAGAAGGUGAUAUGCAACAAGUUCGUACUUCAGAGUUCCGUAACUGCGAUGGUUUGGCCUAACAAUCAAGCUUUGAUUUUUGGCCAGGUCGAUGGAAAGGUCCGUGCAGCCAACAUGAAGAGCAACAAGUCGUCCACAAUAUACGCGACCAACUCCUACAUCGUCUCAUUGGCUGCCAGUCCGUCUGGGAAAGCAUUCAUUUCUGGCCAUGCUGAUUGUUCCAUAGUGCGCUACACAUUUGAGGAUGAUGGUUCUGGUGAGACACGGGGUUUGCUGUGUCACCAUUCUUCAGCCCCUUACGCGCUGGCCUACACCAGUCACGGCAUCAUAGUUGGGGGCUGUGAUAAGAAAAUCGUCGCUUAUGACAGGGAUGGUCACUGCUCGCAGCAGUUCGACUUCAGCCGGGAAGAGGACGAAAAUGAGUUCACCUGUGCUGUUUGCAGUCCCAGUGGCUUCUCUGUCAUUUUUGGAAGUUUCAACAGGCUGAAGAUCCUGAACUGGAACCCUCGGAAAGGGCUGUGGGAGGACCCCAUCAACAAGAUCAUUCCGAACCUGUACACAAUCACAGCCCUCAGCUGGAAGCCGGAUGGCUCCCGGGUCCUUGUGGGUACCCUAUGCGGCAGUGUGGAGGUGUUCAACAGUACCCUGAAGAAGAUCAACUACAAGAAGAAAUUCGAGAUUGUUCACGUUGGCCUUAAUCAGGUGAUCGUGACCUGUCUGAGCAGUGGUCAGAAGACUGUGCUGAAAUCGCAGUAUGGCUACGAGAUUGACAACGUACGCAUCAUGGGCAGCGACAGAUAUGCUGUGGCUAACUCCACCCAGACAAUCAUCCUGGCUGACCUCUUGACCAACAAAUUCACCGAGAUACCUUGGCAAUCUACUGGUGAAAAUGAAAAGUUCUACUUUGAUAACGAGAACUCAACAGUCAUUUACAUCGCCUCAUCUCAUCUCUUCUUUUUUUAUCAUCUGCUUCCUCGAACCCCUGCAUGGCCACCACCACCUCUGUCGGACUCCAGCGUCCGCCUUAACGAGCGGCAAACCAAAAGGUGCCAUACCGGUGACAACAAGAGGCUCGCCUACCUGCUGGACAUGAAGACUGUUGUUAUAGUGGAUUUGGUCACAGAGAAUGCCAUAGCAGAAGUGGAACACGAUUCAAAAGUGGAUUGGUUAGAGCUCAACGAAACUGGACGAUAUCUGUUGUUUCGGGACAAGAAACUGAAGCUGAAUCUGUACUUCAUCGAAGCUCAACAGAGGGUCACCAUCUUGAACUCCUGUCUCUACGUACAGUGGGUACCAGGCAGUGAUGUGGUUGUGGCACAGAACCGAGGUAACUUGUGCAUUUGGUACAACAUAGAGGCCUACGAGAAGGUUACAAUGAUCCCUCUGAAGGUGAAAGAGAAAGAAGGCGACUACAACGUGGCCAUCAACCUCUACCUCAAAUCUGGAUUGCCCACCAAGGCCGCCCGCGUUGUGACCAGCCACGAGAACCUUCUCUCCAACACUGAACUGACCUCUCGAAUAGCCUCCGCUCUCGUCAAAGCAGAACUUUACGAACAAGCAGGAAACCUUUAUGAGAAAACAGGGGAGUUUGCUCGAGCCUUGCAGUCGUAUCGUAAAGGACGUAGCUAUCAACAAGACUCUGUACAUCUAAGGUGCACCACGAAAGCUAUCGAAUCGGCCAUCAGUUCAAACCAAUGGAAAAAGGCUGUCCAGAUCCUUGAACUGCAGGACUCGUCCACCGUCACUAAGUACUACAAGAAGAUCGCUGACCAUUACGCUCAGGUCAAGGAGUACAAGAUUGCCGAGCGUCUCUAUUUGGCUGCGGAUUGUAUGAAGGAGGCAGUAGACAUGUACAACGAAGUCGGAAUGUGGCAGCAGGCUCAUAAGCUCGCUUCCAAAUUCAUGAAUGCCGAUGCGGUGACAGCCCUCUAUGUGACCCAGGCAGACAAACUCCGUGAUCAGGGCAAAGUGAAAGAAGCCGAAAGACUUUUCCUUACUGUUGAGGAACCCGAGCGUGCGAUUGCCAUGUACAAACAGCUGAAGAUGUACCCAGAUGUUCUGCGCCUGGUGAAACUCUACCAUAGGGACAUGCUGGAAGAGACCUACUGCCGACUUGCCAAGGAAGUUGAAUCUGAUGGAAACCUACGCCAGGCUGAGGAAUACCUGCUUAGUGCCAACAAUGCCAAAGCUGCGAUAAAUAUGUACCGAUCUCAGAACAUGUGGUCUGAUGCUUACAGAAUUGCCAAGAGCCAUUGCGGUGAACUGAUGUCCAAGCAAGUUGCCUUCCUCUGGGCUAGAAACCUUGGUGGUGACUCCGCUGUGAAGCUUUUGUCCAAGUUUGGGCUCCUGGAGGAGGCAAUAGACUACGCUGCAGAACAGUGUGUGUUCGACUUUGCCUUUGACCUGGCCCAUGUUGGGAUGAAGGAGAAAUUACCCAGCAUCCACCUGAAGCAGGCUAUGUACCUGGAAGACGAGGGAAAGAUAGCGGAGGCUGAGCUGGGUUUCAUCAAGGCCGGUCGGCCUAAGGAGGCUGUUCUCAUGUACAUGCAUAAUAAAGAUUGGGACUCUGCUCUGCGUAUUGCUGAAUCUCACGACCCUGAGCUCGUCACGGAAGUGCUCGUGGGUCAGGCCCAGAUUGCUUUCCAAGAAGAGGAUUUUACACGCGCAGAGUCUCUCCUUCUCCGUGCUCAUCAGCCAGAAAAGGCCAUCGCCUUCUACAAGAAACACGAGAUGUGGCAGGACGCCCUGCGCUUGUGCCAACAGUAUCUGCCGAACAAACUGGGAGCUGUACAGGAAGAGUUUGAGCAGGCACAAAUGAGCAAGUCAUCCAGAGGUAUCGAGACCAUCAUCCGUCAAGGAAGAGAGUGGGAGUCCAACAAGGAGUUCAGCCGUGCCGUGGAGUGUUACCUCAAAGUCUCUGAACUGGUCACUAGUGAUGUGAACAUUAUGAUGAAAUGUUGGCACAAGGCUGUAGAUCUCUCUGUGAAAUUCCUUGGACACAACCGGUCAGUGGAAGUGGUGGACAACGUAGCUACACGCUUGGACAACAUGGAGAAAUAUGCUAUGGGUCGUAAAGUUCUACAGAAGUAUGUGGCCAUUUAUGCUGCACAUCUAAUCAAUGAGGGGCAGAGUAUCCAGGCCCUUGAACUGUACACAAUGUACGGGGCACCAGCUAGCCAACAGUAUACAGAGCUGAGCCAGAACAGUGACAGCAACGACAGCACCAGGCGGGAGUACCACACGUACCUGUUGAUUAGCCAUUACUAUGCCACAAGAGCAGCCGUACAGACAGACCUCUCACUCAACGCCAUAGCAGCCAAGUUGUCCGUGUCCCUGUUGAGACACACAGACAUUGUGCCUGCGGACAAGGCUUUCUACGAGGCCGGUCUUUUGUGUAAGGUAAGUGUCAAACCCCUAUUAUUAUUUUUUUUUUUUUUUAUGAUUGCUACACUUUUGCAGGCCAUUGAGGACGGAACUCUGGACAGCUUGGAUCACUCCGACUUCCAGGCUACGGACAUACCAUUUGAGAUUCCACUGCCUGAGCAUCUUUUCCUUUCUCCCAGUGAACUCGAACAGCAAAAGGAGUGGGUCCUUGAAGUUUCCAUGAACCAGAACGUGGAGCAGGUGCUACCCAAGGAUGAUAGGGGUGUGUAUGAAGCUUCCCUCGUCAACUACCAAAACGGGCAGGCGUCUGUGCCAUGCCUUAUCACAGCAAUUACUGCAGAAACAAAUCGUUAUGCAGAAUAUAAACAAAGAGGAAAUCUGAGCAUUUUUCGCUUUCAACAUUAUUCCAGGUUUCAAGCUAUUUUAGCAAAAUAUAAUAUUUUGCAAGGUCAGCUAUCGGAAAAUAGAUUGGGUACAGUAAGAUCCAUCUACAUUGAUAAAGUCCCGAAUAUUGUUAACACCUCGCUCAAACCAAGUGGAAUGAAGAUUACAUUUUUUACCGACCCUUAA
Molecule: messenger RNA, 4597 nt
Organism: Octopus bimaculoides (California two-spot octopus)
Lineage: Eukaryota; Metazoa; Mollusca; Cephalopoda; Octopoda; Octopodidae
Product: intraflagellar transport protein 172 homolog
Biological process (GO): intraciliary transport
Cellular component (GO): ciliary basal body; intraciliary transport particle B; axoneme
Molecular function (GO): protein binding
Source: RefSeq, a predicted model, not a curated record